Penicillium atrosanguineum is the source of this 519-nucleotide messenger RNA. RefSeq names its product AN1-type zinc finger protein. Bases 1 to 519 code for a protein of 172 amino acids. Gene Ontology annotation, molecular function: zinc ion binding. The record is from RefSeq and is a predicted model, not a curated record. The transcript has 3 exons. NCBI's taxonomy places the organism in Eukaryota, Fungi, Ascomycota, Eurotiomycetes, Eurotiales, Aspergillaceae.
AUGACUGAUUCCCGAGUGUCCAGCCCCCGGUGCCAGGCCAUCGUCUUGUCUCCCAUCUUCCAUCUCUCAUCUCCCCAUCUCCCCGAGCUCCUGCUUCUCUGCCCCUAUCUUGCGGACCUCAUUGAUCUCGCCACUAUUUCAAUCUGCACUUUUCGGCGGCCCGUCCUCGGCGCUUAUUCUUCAACUCAACCUAUUGCCACUGCAACGGUCACACCAGUGAUCCAGCACCUGUCCACGCCGAUCCUCUUCACCGCGGCGUCUCCUUCUCAACCACCCCACCCCACACCUUCUACAUACAUCAUGGCCCCUCGCAAGCCCCGUUGCAACUUCAAGGAGUGCAAGGAAGCCGCCCAGCGGAUCGUCGGCGAUUGCAGCUUUUGCGCCGGCCACUUCUGUUCCAAGCACCGCAUGUUGGAAGCACACUCUUGCAGCGGCCUGGAAGACUGCAAGAAAGAGUCGCACGCCCGAAAUGCCGACAAGCUGAACAGCGAGCGAACAGUAGUCGUCAAGGGGGUAUAA